This is a messenger RNA of Sorghum bicolor (sorghum), 2676 nucleotides long. Its product is annotated as glucose-6-phosphate isomerase, cytosolic. Gene Ontology annotation, biological process: glucose 6-phosphate metabolic process; glycolytic process; gluconeogenesis. Gene Ontology annotation, cellular component: cytosol. The transcript has 24 exons. Gene Ontology annotation, molecular function: monosaccharide binding; glucose-6-phosphate isomerase activity; carbohydrate derivative binding. The coding region runs from base 707 to 2410 and encodes 567 amino acids. Lineage: Eukaryota; Viridiplantae; Streptophyta; Magnoliopsida; Poales; Poaceae. The record is from RefSeq and is a predicted model, not a curated record.
AACGAUUGUCAAAAAAAAUUCCGCGUCGGGGGUUUUGCUCCCUGGGAUAGGCUCCGCUAACUUCCAAAGUUACUGAGGUAAGUAGGUAAGUAGUGUGCAUACAUGUUUGUGGAUCAUAGGUAAGUAGGUAGUGUACGUAAAAACUUCUAGAAUUUCGUAUGGAUACAUUAUCAGUCGAUCGCACAUGGGUACGAAUGAUCAGCGUUAAAGAAGUACAGUACCUAUCCAGAUGUUCGUUAUGGUCAUGUCAUGUGCUAUAUGAUUUGAUGUGUUCUUCACGGAAGGGAGGACUGGGAAAGCAUAUAUGAAAAUGCAAUUUGGUAAGGGGGGAGGACGAGGCCCAGAUGCCAAAAAAAGUUACGAGUACAAACUCGAGGGUGGCCCGACCUCGGCGGCUAUCGACUGUCGGCCGCCCUUCCCGCACCGCGGUCUGCGGUUUGGCCGCCCCUGCGGGUCCCCGUCAACCAUAUCAACCGAAUAUCCAAUUCAAAGGGCGGGGAGCGUACGUGUACCACCACCGCCGCCCGUCCACCGCCCGUCCACCGUUUCCCGUCUCCAGCCCACGGGUAAAGGCAAGCAAACGAGCGGCGAGGCGGCUAGCCGCAGUACAAAAUCCGGAGGGAACUCGCAGGAGGCGAAAAGCAAAGCAGAUCCGCCUCCCCGACCUCGACCGGCGAUCGCCCCUUAUUGACUUGUAGCGGAAGCCAUGGCGUCGCCGGCGCUAAUCUCCGACACGGAGCAGUGGAAGGCCCUCCAGGCGCAUGUCGGCGCGAUUCAGAAGACGCACCUGCGGGACCUGAUGGCCGACGCCGAUCGAUGCAAGGCAAUGACGGCUGAGUAUGAAGGGAUCUUUCUGGAUUACUCGAGGCAGCAGGCGACUGGUGAAACCAUCGAGAAGCUGCUUAAAUUGGCUGAGGUUGCCAAGCUCAAGGAGAAGAUUGAGAAGAUGUUUAAAGGUGAAAAGAUAAAUAGCACGGAGAACAGGUCAGUGCUUCAUGUAGCUCUGAGGGCUCCAAGAGAUGCAGUUAUAAACAGUGAUGGGGUGAAUGUGGUCCCUGAGGUUUGGUCUGUUAAAGAUAAAAUCAAGGAGUUUUCGGACACUUUCAGAAGUGGAUCAUGGGUUGGAGCAACUGGAAAACCAUUGACCAAUGUUGUGUCAGUUGGAAUAGGUGGUAGCUUUCUUGGCCCUCUAUUUGUGCAUACUGCGCUCCAGACUGAUCCAGAAGCAGCAGAAUGUGCGAAAGGCCGACAACUGAGAUUCCUUGCAAAUGUUGAUCCAGUUGAUGUUGCACGAAGCAUUAAAGAUUUAGAUCCAGAAACCACUCUGGUGGUGGUUGUAUCAAAGACAUUCACAACAGCUGAAACAAUGUUAAAUGCUCGAACUCUUAAGGAGUGGAUCGUUUCUUCUCUUGGGCCACAGGCUGUUGCAAAACAUAUGAUUGCUGUCAGUACUAAUCUUAAGCUUGUGAAGGAGUUUGGAAUUGACCCAAACAAUGCUUUUGCCUUUUGGGACUGGGUUGGUGGCCGUUAUAGUGUUUGCAGUGCUGUUGGUGUUCUGCCAUUAUCUCUUCAGUAUGGUUUUCCAAUUGUCCAGAAAUUUUUGGAGGGAGCUUCCAGCAUUGACAACCACUUCAACUCAUCUUCAUUUGAGAAAAAUAUACCUGUACUCCUUGGUUUGUUGAGUGUGUGGAAUGUUUCAUUUCUUGGUUAUCCAGCUAGAGCAAUAUUGCCAUAUUCCCAGGCACUUGAGAAAUUGGCACCACAUAUACAACAGCUUAGCAUGGAGAGCAACGGGAAGGGUGUUUCCAUUGAUGGCAUUCCACUCCCCUUCGAGACGGGUGAAAUUGAUUUUGGUGAACCUGGAACUAAUGGCCAGCACAGCUUCUAUCAAUUAAUCCAUCAGGGAAGGGUCAUCCCUUGCGAUUUUAUUGGUGUUGUUAAAAGUCAGCAGCCUGUUUACUUGAAAGGGGAAACUGUGAGUAAUCAUGAUGAGCUUAUGUCCAAUUUCUUUGCCCAGCCUGAUGCACUUGCUUAUGGAAAGACUCCUGAACAAUUGCACAGUGAGAAAGUUCCGGAAAAUCUUAUCCCUCAUAAGACUUUUAAGGGCAACCGGCCAUCACUAAGUUUGCUUUUGCCUACACUAUCCGCAUAUGAGGUUGGACAGCUUUUAUCCAUCUAUGAGCACCGGGUUGCAGUUCAGGGCUUCAUAUGGGGAAUUAACUCGUUUGAUCAGUGGGGAGUGGAGCUAGGGAAGUCGCUUGCUUCCCAAGUGAGGAAACAGCUGCAUGAAUCCCGAAUGGAAGGAAAGCCUGUUGAUGGCUUUAACCACAGUACUUCAAGUUUGCUUGCACGAUAUCUUGCUGUCAAGCCACCCACUCCAUAUGACACUACCGUGCUACCGAAGGUGUAAUGUCUCAGAUGUUUGACAUGCUAAUUGCUGAGUUCUGACUUGGCAAGGUUGAGCAUUAAGUCUUCCUUUUGGGAGUUGUUACAGCCAUUUUGGCAGUGCUUUAGUUUUGAGGUUUUGUAUACUCCUUGUAAAAGAAGAGAAACAAAUUUUUGGGUGCUUUACCACAUACCCGUGGAAUAAAACGGAUGUUAAACUCAACUGCAGUUACAACACCCUAAUUUGGCUUUUGUCUGUAGUUGGAUAGCAUUAUGCUGUCGCUGCCGUGA